Porites lobata is the source of this 23000-nucleotide messenger RNA. The record is from the annotation of a GenBank genome assembly. Lineage: Eukaryota; Metazoa; Cnidaria; Anthozoa; Scleractinia; Poritidae.
UGUUCGUGCUCAAACUGCUCUGUCAGCCUUGUUACAAAAGCGCAGGAGAGCAUUUGCUGCAAAGAGAUCGAUCGCUGCGAAGAGGUCAUGGAAGAAGCCAUUGGAGACCGGACCGUAUGCAUAACCCUCCAUCCAGGGUUUGAAAGCGUCUGCUUAAACCGCCACGUAUUAGAAGUCGCUGCACUGGGCCUAAAAACGCGAGCUGGAAAGUCGUACACAACUGUUCGUGGGCAAAGCAACAAAAGUGAUGAUGAGUAAGUUGGGGUAUUGUUGACUUUGUAUCGGCACGAUCGAACCUUACAUAGCAGUAGUAAGAGGGGCCACUACGGUACAGACCAAUCAGAGAGCCGGAUUUAGGUCACGUGGUACAAAUGGACCAAUCAGCGUGCAGCAGAAGGUCAUGUGACCUGUCAAUCAUCAUUAGUGAUUUAAUUGUCAAUUUCAUGACGCUAAUGAGCUCUCAAUCAUUCAUUAGUUAAUGAGUGCGUCUAAUGAGCUGUCAAUCAUUCAUGAGUGACGUCAUAGGGGUGAUGACGUGUUGUAAAAGUGACCUCGUGUCACGUUGGGGUGUGGCCCUGUAACCCUAACCCUAGCGCCCUGUUACCCUAACUCUAACCCUAAGGGCUCUUAUAUUGGUAGACGAACUUGAAGUCUCGUCCACGUGGGAACCCUAAGAGAGAAUUCGCGAGGGCGCAUGCGCACACCAUAAACUUGGGUUUUUUUGGGGGGGGGGUCAACGGUGUUUUCCUGGGUCCUGACCCUAACCCUAGGUUGGGGCUGGGUCGAGGUCCCCCCCGGAGAGUCUCUCCCCGGUGGUCACGUGGGUAUUCCCUAGGGAAUUCAAAAAAAGGAAAAAAAAAUAAAAAUUUUUUUUGGCACAGUGUUCAAACUCAGGUUUAUUACACUUGAACCCUAACGUUUUACAAGCGGGAACGUGUGCCCGACCUCAGUGGUGUGGGGCGUCCCUACAUGGUACAAAUAAGCGAUCCGAACUUGCGGUGGUGGUGCUGGGUGCUGGGGUCAGAGCGUUCACAGGUGACUUCGGAACACGGCUUGGAUGUGGAGUAGUCCCUUUUCUUGGUCCUCGGUGCUGUGGAGUAUGUCUUGGUAGUGGGCGUGGGUACUGGGAUGUUCUUCGGGUGACUGUUCGAACAAGUACCGUACAGUAUCUCUGAGGCCUUCUAGGUUUUGCCGGCACGUCUCUAGAUUUUGGACACAGGUGGUGUAGGCGAAUUCGCACGAUCGUCGCUGCUUGUCCGCCACGUGGGGGUCGAUCAACUGGCGCCUCACUUGCUCGCACAUGCGGUUCAGGCGGCAUUCGUAGCCCCAGUCCAGGUCCAUGGAGAUGUUUUCUCGCAACUCCCACAACACGUCCAAGUAUUCUUCGAGGUAGUCUCGGUUGAAGACCCUGGGUGCCAUGAUCGGGAACUUGGGUGUGGAGCACUAUAGCGACCCAGAAGAAGGUCAACGAGAAUACAGUGAUUGGCGCGAUGAACAGCGUGAUCCGUGUCGAGGUGCAGGGUCGAUGGGAGGGGGACUUAUAUGGACCUAUAGGAGGGGGCGCAAAGCCCCUCUGGGAAGGGCCUCAAAGGAGGGGGGAUACCCCCCAUCCCCCUCUUUUUCGAGGGGUCGAACGGGGGGGAUGGGAAGGCACGUGACCCAGAGUAGAAGACGUGGGACCGGUCGCGACUCGGGUUGUCUGCAGUUGGUCUUGGUUCAAAGAUGGCGGACUCUUUACCUUUUGGUAUUUCACUGUUUCCGGACGAUGUUGUUUUACCCGACGAUGAUGAUGAUGUUGUUCCCGACGAUUUACCCGAGUUGCCCGAAGAUGUGUUGUUGAUUAUUGCGAGAGAGUAUCGAUUGGCCACGGCGGAGGAUCGUGCUUUGAAUGGAUGGUACAGGGUCCAUGGAGAGAUGCGCUAUUUACCCCGGCGCCCCAAACGGAAGCGGAUCAUCAAUCUCAAGGGGUUUUACGUCCCUCGCCAUGGUAACAUGUUGGAGCCUGUGACGGGGUACUUUUAUCGGAGACUGAUGCGAAGGGCGUUUGCCAGAGACGCGGACCCCAGGUUGUACCAGUGGUUCCGGCGAGCGUUUGGCCACGACGACUACCUUCGGGCUACCCAGGCAGCCGAGUGGCCCUACGUGCACUGCAUUCAUUGUGGCAAGAUUCACGAGUGUGGCAACGAGGAAGCCGAAGAAGAAAGGCAGUACCAGAAAGACCAGCGGGCCUUUCGAAAAAAGAUGCGGCGUGUGGACAACGUGUGGGCUCAACGCGACUGGUUAAAGAGACUCCGCCCUCGCCGCCCCAAGACCUAAACCCUCACCCUUCAAUGUUUAUCAGGGACCCCCUUUGGGGUCCCGCCCACAUUUGCAAAAGUCAAUGAUCAACCCUCAGAUUAAAAAAACACAUUUUAUUGAUCAUCGCUCGGGUCGAUCGCGUUGCGCCAGGUCUUGCACGUAGCGCUUGUAAGCCUCUCGGUAUUGAUCUUGCAGGUGAAGGAGCAUCUCGGUGUGAUCGUGAUGGGCUUGCCACCCUCGUCGGGUGCGUUCGCGGAGAUACUCGUCGAGGCGUAGACGUCGAUGAUACUCGGCAUUCAUGGGGACAGCGUGUCUCGGGUGCGUUGGAAGAGCGAGGUGAGUUGCAGGUGGUGCAGCGGCAGGGAACGGAUGCCCAAGACGGCACUGCGUGGAUGAAGCACCGGAAAGGUCGAGGUCGAGAGCGGAGUGAAGGUCUGGUCGCUGGGGGCGCGUUUAUACCAUUGCCCGGUCGUGACGUCACACAGCAACAACGCUUUGCCCGAGGACGAGGCUAGCUCGGUCACGCAGCCGGUGUCGUCCAUGUCCCGUAGGGGUGUGUACGACCCAAAGAGGUAGACGGUGUGCGCGUCGCGGAGCACGUGCUGGGUCGGACCGUCGAUGAGGUGAACGGUCAUCCCCUGGCAUUCGGCCAGGUCGGCGAUUUGGUUGUCGGGGGUGUAGACCGUGUAGUCCUGAAGGGUGGGCAUGGUACCGAGCGAGCGACGUUUUCUCCUCCGUCGCCUGGACGGUCGUGACACGGGACCUUUUUGCAUGACUGGCCUGGACUCGGGGAAAGAGAGGGUAUUUAUAGAGUAGGGGGAAGGCAAGACCGGCCAAUCAUGAGACGAGUCCGACGGAGAAGAAGGCGCCGCCGCCGCGGUCCCCCCAUCACGAUGUCGGGGCGUGGUUUGUUGGGCCUGCUGACCAAAUCGGCCAAGAUCGGUUAUCAAUUGGGCAAGAGGAAAGAUUACAAGUGCAUAGGCGCCAAAGGAGGCACGGGCCAUGUCACGCGCCGUCAUGCGCCCUGGGAGGUGUGAGCACGCGGGGGCGGAGCCCGACCUGACCAAUCACGGGGAUUUGGGCCCUUAUAAGGCGUGGGGGACGUCAUGGGGACACGUGAUCGACAGGGAGUAUAAAACGGCGCGGGGCGGUCCUUUCGGCCUACUUUCAUCAUGGCCGCUUGUACGAGACACCCCACGCGUCCGGCACCCGUGCCGGCCGGUCGUGCCAAAGGCAAGAAACGUCGAGCGGAGGAUGCUUUGGAAGACAAGACGGAGGUGUUGGAGGAAGGCGAGUUGGCCGCCUGGUUCUUGAACGAGAUGGAUCAGGCCACGCAGACGGAUCCCGUCCCGUACGCGCCGGUGGACCGACCCGGGGUGUGGAUGUGCCCGUUACAUCCCGACGAGGCCUUGUCCGAGGGCCGCAAGGACGAGUUUGUCUAUGUCUACUGCCCGCGCGACACGUGUCCCGUGUUCAGUCCCCAAGACCGCGUGGACGAAUGGAUGACCCUGGUGACCCAACAGUUGCACGAGGAAUUGCGUCAACGAUGGGAUGAGCUGACGUGUUUUUGCGAUCGACGGUUAUCGCUGAGCAAGAGCGGGUCGGAGAAAAACCCACAGCGCAUGUACCUGGCCUGUCGCGACGGACGCUGUCGCUGUUUCCUGUGGUUGAACCUCCCGUUGUCGGGCAAGAUGCGUCGUCGCGUCCGUGGCGAAGACUGGAACAGCAGCCACCUCCCCAGGGCCAAACGAGACGGCUUGGCCGCCCGAAUGCAGGGCGUGGACGGGUCGGCGACCAAGGGGUUCAUGAUGUGCGACAAUGGAUACAACACCCUGACCUCCCCGGGCAUUUUGGAGGGACUGAGGUAUCGCCCGUGGAUGCACGGCGCUUGGGAGGAGUAUCAAGGGGCCAGCACGCCGGAAGCCCGCCGUCAAGUGUUGCUGUUGGCGUACGCCCGGUACGAGGGGGAAGACGGUCAUCAUCCCGAGAGUCCGCGGGUGCUGAGAGACUUGCGCGAGCAUUGGUUGGAGGGGAAACCCAAAGUGUGGCGCGGCAGUGUCUUCACCGCCGACGGGCUGGAGCGAUUGAACUGCCAAUCCCGAUCGGACCCUGCCUGGUGGCAGCCACGCCGUGAUAGUUUAAACCAAUAAAAAAGAUAAGAAAGAGAGUCGACUGUGUCUUGUCGUGAUUGCAGCGCGUGCGUGUGACAUGAGGAAGAAGAAGCGCCGCGUGAAUUGGGCGGACGCCUACGAAACACCCUCGUUGCGCGGGAGUUUGGGGGGUGUCGCGCGUUUGGCGCAAGCGCACGGCGUGCCGGUGAGUCGUGCCCGUGCGAAAUUGCAAGGGUUGUUGAGUUACACCUUGCACAAACCGCGACGACGACGUUUCCCUACCCUGCCGGUGGUGGUGCAUGGGAUGGACGACCAAUGGGUGGCCGACCUGGUGGAGAUGCAACCGUUGAAAAAAUGGAAUCGGGGGAUGCGCUAUUUGUUGACGGUGGUGGAUGUGUUGUCCAAGUACGCGUGGGUGGAACCGUUGAAGAGCAAGACGGGCGUGGCAGUGGCCGCGGCGUUCGACCGCAUCCUCAAACGCGCCCGAGGACGCCACCCCGUGCGAUUGCAGACGGAUGCCGGCAAAGAGUUUUACAACCGCACGUUUCAGGCCCUGAUGACGCGUCGGAAGAUUCAUCAUUUCUCGACCUACGGGGAUACCAAGGCGUCGGUGGUGGAACGAUUCAAUCGGACCUUGAAAGAACGCAUGUACCGUUACUUUACCGCCCGCAACACGUACCGGUACGUGGACGCCUUACCCGCGUUGGUGCAGGGCUACAACGUGACCAAACACCGCAGCAUCGGCAUGGCCCCUCGCGACGUGACGUGGGCUAACCAACACCAGGUCUGGCAACGUUUGUACGGCAAACGUCUGGCGCGUCGCGUGCGUCCCAAAUGGAAAGCCGGGGAUCGCGUGCGUUUGCAGAAACAGCACCGUCCGUUGGAGAAAGGGUAUCUGCCCGGUUUGACCGAAGAGGUGUUUCUCAUCGACCGGGCCGUGCCGGGACCCGUGGCCACCUAUAAAAUCAAGGCAGGUGGGUUUGGCAGGUGGGUUUGGCCGGGGUCUACUUACCCGGACCCCCCAACACGGUCUCGCAUGGGGUGACGUCGCAUCCCGUGACGACCACGCCGGUGGCCCCCCGGGAGAGACGCAAGUGACGUUGCAUUUCCAGGCAUGAAUCGCAUCGUGUUGGUCAGCGAUCCGACAAAAGAAUUUCCCACCAACACCACCAGUUCGUUCAAAGUGCGCCUGCCCGUGCCUUUGGAAUUGAAGGGGGAAGGAUGGAAGGUGGGGCUGGCGGCCAUCUCCACCCCGGAUGCCACAUUGGACGUGUCGAGACUCACGACGGCCGUCAAUCCACGCGUGCUCAUCCUGGGCUGCAAGUUGGUGAACAGUUUGAGGGCGGACGCCAUCCCGUACCACCAGCUGACCACCAUGCAGAUCAAGGAUAUCAUGCACGAUCCCGGCGUGGUGGAUGGGGUGAGUCUGAUGAAAGUCCUCAUACGCAAAUCGCAGUUUUACGAGAUGAAAGAAGCUCAAGCGAGGAGUAAACGACACUACGACCGGUUUCGGGUCACGUACGAAUGGGACGGCGAGGACCUGCGUAUGCUGGCCAAGGACUUGGACGACAUUGCGUUGACGACCGGCAUGUCGUUCGUGCAAUGGCACGUGCACGUGAGCAUGGCUAAACUGAUGGGGUGGCUGGUGGAGACGGGGAAGGACAAGUACGCCUUGGGGCCCAAUCUCCCGUUACGAACUCAUUUACAAGACGCAGCAGUCGGGGAAUUAUUACAAAGACGUCAAGAACACGGAACUGAACAACCACGACCUUUGGAAAAUAGAAAGCGACCACUUACAGUUGAGUCAGACCAUCAAUUGGCGCUUCAGCAACUUGAACGUCGCUUUCCGAGAGGUGGUGGGGGAACCCUCGCGCACCUUUCUGGUCUACUCGGACCUGGUGGACAGCAAUAUCGUCGGCGGCCAACAACAUGCGCUGGUGCGCGAAGUGGAGUACCGGCGCCUAGGCCAGGGCGUGGCCUACUUUGAACCCUUGCACAUUCAGUGGUUACCGUGUCGGCGCGAGUACAUGGACCUCGUGGAGGUGGAAAUAGCCGAGAGUCACGGUGGUCUCGUCAAGUUCGGCUCGGGACGCACCCUGAUCAUCUUCGUGUUCAAACGAGACGUAUAAAAAAGGCGCGUGCCUUGGGGGAACGUAUCACUUCAUGUGGGGAGGCAGUCUGACGCGGUACCGUCCACCACCCCUGCCACCGCAGGAUGGACGAGGACUUCGAGAGGAUCUCUAUCGUUUGGGCGGACCGAUUCUAGCCAGUGCCGUCCAAGUCGGGGCGCGGGCGGGCGCCCAAGGGCAGUCGUGGCGCGGGGUGGCACGGGCGGCCGGCCAAGAGAUAAAAAGAGGGUUGAAACGCAAGGCUCUACCCAUUGCCGCAACGGUCGCCAAGAGGUCGGCAGCAUCGACGGCCAAGAAAGGGUAUCGGAACACGGUCGGACGCAUUCGCGACGUGCUGGGCGUGUAAGAGAUGACUCGUCCACGAAGGUUGAUGGUGCAAUCCCGGCCUCGCUAUCAACGGAGCGUGCCCUCGCCGUUUGGACGACAACGAAGAGGAUGGAUUAGUGCUAGCGUGCCCAAGCCGCCAGCGUACGACUUGACCAAAUGGUUGUUGGCCCAACAACGUCGCGCCCAGCGCGGAGGAUGGCUCGGUCCUCACUUUCCCAAGCCGCCGGGGUACGACUUCCACAAAUGGGUGGCGUCCAGGAUGCGUAUAAAACGACGACGCCGCUGAGGAGGAGACGCACUCCACGUCCUCGGCAUCAUGAGCAGUUUGGACAUUUUCUCGGUCCCGUCGACCGACUAUCAAUUGCAGGGUUACAAAAUAGUGCCCGACCACAAAUUGAGCAGCAGCAUCACCCCGAUGAAGUUCUCGGUGCAGUCCUUGGAAGAUUACGUGGAUUUGAAUGGCAGUUAUUUCGUGAUCGACUUGCGUUUGUCCACGUCGGGCACCAACGGCAUCGUGGCCGAUGCCAAUUCGGCGUCGGAUGCCAACAACACCAAGUUCACGUACGCCGUCAACAACCUGGCCCACACCAUCUUCAAGCAGAUCAACGUGCGGUUCAAUGGCACCCUAAUGACCGAACAGACCGACACCUAUGCCUACUCGGCCUAUCUUCAGACCCUGCUCAACUACAGCCAGGACGAUGGAGAGACGUUGCUGGCUCCUCAAAGCUGGGUCAAUUUCUUGAACGUGUGGCCCACGUUGACCAGUGGCGGGGGAGACGACAUUAGCACGCUGGUAGGGUCCCGUCACAACGAGGAUCACCUGCUCAAAACCCUGACCACCCCUUUCCGGGGCAAUGCCGUGGUCCGUAUGAUCAUGCGGCCGUACCUACCCGUGUUCCAUACGGGCAAGAUCAUGGUGCCCGGGGUGGAAAUGAAUUUUGAGUUGCACUUCAACAGUCCCGAUUUCUACACGUGGGCGUCUCUCAACGAUGGCACGAAGGCCUACGUUCGGUUGCGAGAACAAGAUGUGGACAUCACCUUGCAUUUGUGCCGAUUGAGUCUAACCCGGAUGUCUACUCGUCCCUGGAAGGGGAACGCAAGCUCCGCAAGCAGGUGGUCAAGUACCCGGUGGUGAGUGAUCAGAUUCGCACGUUCUCGUUCAACGGGGCCACCACCGUGUGGAUGGAAGAUAACCUCUUUCUGGGUAGGGUACCCCAGCGCAUGAUCGUGGGGAUCUUGGACAGCACGGCUUUCAAUGGGGCCAAGGAAAAGUACCCGUUUGCCUUCCAGAGCAAAGGGGUGACGUCCAUUCGACAGUUUAUCGAGGGGGAAGAGUACCCGUACGUCACCCUGGAAUUCGCCGGGAAUAAUACGCUGAAAGAUUGGGAAGGCCAUCGUCGCUUCUUGGACGCGGCCGGGUCCGUGGCCAAACAUCGCGAGUUUAUGGUCAAACCGGGCGAUUGGGGGCACAACAAGAAUUGCACCCUGUACAUGUGGAACAACGUGCCCAGCGGGGACGCCGAUGGCCCCAAACUCAAUCCCAAGCAGACCGGCAACGUGCGUCUGGAGAUCAAGUUCAGAGCGGCCCUCAACGCCAACAUCACCAUCUUGGUGUGGGGAGAAUUUGAAAGCGUCAUCUACAUCGAUCACCUGGGCGCCGUGACGUAUGAUAACAAAGUGUAAAGGGUUCCAGGGCGUAGUUGGACCAUGGAACUGGUGGCGUUGAGCGAUCGUCAAUUGAGAGCCUUGGCGCUCUCCGACCCCGAGUUGAAGCGCGUGUUCCAAGGCGUCUAUCCCUCCGAUCGAUUGCCCGAGCACCCGCCCAAGACCACCCGAGGCGCCUACAUCGUCAACACGGACCCGGCCGGCGAACCGGGCCAGCAUUGGUUGGGUCUCUGGACGAACCAGGGGGUGUGCGAAGUGAUGGACAGUUACGGGUUGCCGUUGACCGUCUACGAGGCGCCGGGAUUGCACGAAUGGAUCGCGAAGCAUUGUAAGUACGUGGUGCGUACCGACAGGACCCUGUAGGCCUACGACAGUCGGGCCUGUGGCCACUAUGCCUUUACCUACCUGCAAGACCGCGUGCGUGGACGGACCCUGCUGGAGUUUGUGGAAAGUUUUCGAGACGGCGAUUACGUGUGGAACGAUCAUCGCGUGGGGGAACGCGUGCUUGGAUCCAGUCCAAACUGGACGAAGCGGCCAUGGACGAACCCGAUGGACCGGAUACGCAACGCUGUGUCUCUCGACGUUGUUUAUUGCCUGUAUUAAACGAGUCUUAAGGAAAAAAACGUGUGUGUUUUUUGGGUGGGUCCCACAAGGGGGAGACGAUGACCAGGGACGGACAUAUAAAGGGGACGCGGACCAGGGAGGGAGUGGGUGCGGGGGGCCUCCGCGCGAGCGGUCGGUCCGAUUCCCCAAGGGUUCUCUCCCGGCCGGUGGUGGGCACGUCCGGUGUUCUCAACAAAUAGUGCUACCCUGGGACAAGUUGACCGAGUCUGGCCGCGGGGGUGCCCCGUACUCAACCAAGGGGCCCUUAGCUCAGGGGGUAGAGCGGCGGCUUUGCAAGCCGCGGGUCAUCGGUUCGAGUCCGAUAGGGUCCACGCCACGUCGUCGCGGGCGCUCCAUAAAAACCGGUGCGCUCGCGGCGACGUGCUGUUUUUUUUUGGGUGAGAAAAAUGUUGACGCGCCAAGAUAAGCGACGCGUCCUGGAAGCCUUGGACGAACGCCUGUUGAUGGAAAUGCUGCUGAACCCCGUCGACGCGUUGUGCGACACGUGGGACUAUGGACACUAUCGAACCUUUCGUCGAUUGGUCUGGGCCAGCGAUUGGUCAGGGUUGGCCCGGGCCUUGGACGCGUGCCCGGAGACCGCCGUGGUCGAGACCACGCGGACCCUGAUAAAAGAGGCCUCGCCGCGAUUGUACGCCAUGGUGACGCCAUGAUUCGUCAUCCCUGCAACACGCUGGUGGGCGGCCCGUCGGGGUGCGGGAAAUCGACGUGGACGCGCGGGUUGUUACGUCACGCCGACGAACUGAUGCACCCACCUCCUCGGGUGAAACAUUAUUGUUACGGGGCCUGGCAACCGGCCUUUGACGAGAUGAAGCAAGAGAAGGUGCAGUUUCACGAAGGACUGCCCACGUCGGAGGAGUUGGACCAAUGGCUCGGUCCCACGCAAGGGGGACUCUUGGUGUUGGACGAUCUCAUGGACGAAGGCGCCAACGACAAACGCGUGUUGGAUCUCUUUUCCAAGCACUCGCAUCAUCGGAACAUUAGCGUCCUGUUCUUAUGCCAGGAUCUCUUCCCGCCCGGGAAAUUCGCCAAGACCAUUUCGCGCAAUGCGCAUUACAUCGUGGCGUUCAAGAAUCCGCGGGAUCAAGUGGGCAUGCGCACGUUGACCCUGCAAGCCUUUCCCAACGACUGGUCGCACGUGAUGAACAUCUUUCGCGAAUGCACCCAACGCCCAUUUGGCUAUUUAAUGCUGGACCUGCAUCCCGCGUCAGACGAUCGGUACCGUCUCUUCACCAACGUGUUACCGGAGGAAGUACCGACCGAGACCUAUGAACGCCAAGCAUGAGUAGACGGACAACGCCCUCGUCCGACGAGUUUCGGGACGAUCUGGAUUUCGACGUAUUGACCUGGGAGAAUGAACUGGCUCGAGAACAGGCGCGACAACUGCGGAGUCGCCAGGCAGGUCUGCAACGGGACUUAUCGGAACGUCUGGAAGGGCACACCACGCCCUUGGCGGUGGGCGUCUUACGGUCCCCCCUCGUCACGCCGACGGGGGUGCGGGAUGCCUUGCAACGGGCCAUGGACCUAUCGGGCAUCCCCACGGCCCCGCCGGCCGGGGUAGGCGUCGCGCCCAAUGUGUCGUCACCAAGUUCGGGCGUGCCCAGCGUGACGGCCAUCCGGACCGCGGCCCGGGACUUGCCGUCGCCCACGUUUAGUCCCCGACAAAUCGACGUCAUGGAACGGAUUCUUCGAAACGAGGUGCCCGAAGAGGACAUCGAUGCCCUGUUGAACUCGGUGGGGCUCGAGUUUAAACAAUUGACCGAUUACAUCGCCGAACGUCCACGGUCGCCCACGUUAAGUAGCCAACAAAUCGACGUCCUGGAACGGAUUGCCCGAGGGAAUUUUCUACCCGGGCAGAUCGAGGAUCUGUUGACGUCCUUGGGUCUCACCAAGGACCAAUUGCAGCAGUAUAUCGUCAACCGUUCCCCGACAUCCCGGACCCCUUCACCACCCCGACCCCGAGGGCGAGGUCGAGGUCGAGGCCGGGGACGCGGCGGAGUGCCACCCGGACGGGGUGGCGGGGGCGACGAUGGAGGCCCGCCCGGGGGUGGCGGCGGUGGCGGUGGCGACGGAGGAGGGGGACGUCGUGGCCGUGGGCGUGGCUCCAUAAAACGGCGACGGUAGGUCAUGAUGGCUCAAACCGGGGCGGGAAUGUGGCACGCCUUGGAUCGCGUGUGUCGUCAUUGCCUGUCAGGAUGAGUCACGGGCCGUACCAGAAAAAGUACCUGGUGUCCCCGGCAGACAUGGAGCGGUUGGUGGAACAAUACAAAGGCACGUUGAUGGAGAAUUCGCGGUUAACCCAUGCCGCGCGGUUGGCGGCCAAACAACACGUCUUGCUGGCCUCCCCCGAGAUCCCGCCGGCCACCAAAAAGAUCCGCGUCAAGGCCCUGGGACCCGAGGUGCGUCGAGCUACCAAACGCGUGCGAGUCAUGUCGUUGCCGGGGGCCGGAGGCGCGGCGGCGGGGGCUGACGACGACGACGAGUUUGCCCAAGGACCCAUGGAGACCUUCUUGAAAACGCUUAUAAAAAGCAGCACGCCCCAACCCAAGGCCACACCCAAAGGCAAGCCGAAACUCCCACCCAAGCCGAAAAUCCCGCCCAAGACACCCAUCUCGUUGCCGUUACCGGCCGACGAUUGGGAAGAGGAAUUGGCGGAGCCCAUUCCCAGCACGUCCAAGAGGAAAGGGAGUGCCACGUUGAGCAAAGGCAAGUCGCCUCUCACGGUCUCGAGACCCCCCUUGACCGUCAAGAAACCCAGUCGAUUUGGACAGGCGGCCAAAGAGGGCAAGAAACUGGCCAAGGAAGUGCUGAAGUUGAAACGACAACCCGGCUGGAGCGAGUGGGGAGAAAAGGUGCAGCGGAAACUGCAUGGCAAGGACUACUAGACGCCGCCGCCGCCCCCGCGCGUCGCGCCGUGGCCGGCGUCGCAUGGUCGGUCGGGGCUUGGACGUGCAAAAAUGGUUGGCCAAGACAGGCAUCGAAUUUCAUUGGCCGGGGUACCAAUACAUGGGUCCAGGCACCCAUUUGGAGAAACGUCUGAAGCGCGGGGAUCCCGGCAUCAACCGGUUGGACCGCAUUGCGAAACAACACGACAUUGAUUAUUCUCACGCGCGCUCGCAUCAGGACAAGUGGAAAGCCGACGACAAGAUGAUUCGCGCCAUUCAAUCCCUCCCGGGAAAAAAGACCUGGACCGAAGGCAUCGUCCAAAAAAUCAUGCAGGCCAAACGCAAAUUGAAACUGUAACGUGUUUUAUUGUGGCAAAGACUUACAUUGUGGUUUAUCUAAAGUAGAGUUCUAGCGACCUAAAUAAAGUGUUGUUUUUGUCAGUGUACGGUUUACAUCUCAGUAUUUUUUGGGUUCAUGGCGUCCCACUUGAACAUCGUCCCACUUAACAUCGUCACACUUGAACAUCGUCACACUUGAAAAAAUCGUCACACUUGAAAAUCGUCACACUUGAAAAUCGUCCCCAUAUCCCUUCCUAGGCUGCUUUGGAGCAUCCCUCGUCACACUCGCUCCAAUCCACCGGUUCACACCACUCGGGUGGCAUCAUCACAUACAUGACCUCGGUGGGGCCCAAACCCACGUCCUUCUUGGUGGGGCAUUCACGCAACAAUUUUUGGCAUUCGUCACACCGACCGUACACUUUAAAGACGGGUCGUUCAUAAAGGGCCUCGUCGGGCACGAUCUCGGCUUCAGCUAAUAAGAUCUUCAAGAAAUCGAAGGCAGGGUGGAUCUUGACCGCUGUCGGUAAAGGCAGCAUCUCCUUGGUGAGGCCACAACAAAUCAUCGCCCGUAAUUCGAUGGGUUCCGGGGGGGGGCAGGGUCUGGGUCUUGGGAUUCCAUUUCGUGAGGUACGUGAAGAUGCCCAACAGUCUCUUGCUCACUCGAUCCGAAUUGCCCGUGGUUAAACAUCUGAGCAGCGCGGGGAGUUCCUUGCUCAACAGGGUGAAACACCACGAGGCAGGGGACGGUAAGGAAUGGUGUGAAAACAUACGAUACAUCCACUCGCAUUGUUCCUGGGAUUCGCUCUCGAUGCGUACACCAUCUGUAAAACAAACAAAAAAAAGUGUUCAGUCCGAGUCGGGCGGUGCCGAUUUGCCGACCCCAUAAUAAUGGCAAUCGCACACCCACCCGCUGUGGUGGUAACACUCGGCCGAGUCCAACACGGGGUGAGGCCCUCCACGCUCUCGCUUGGUCAAGAAGGUGUGCACGUUGGUCGGUUGCGACUGCACCAGCACAAACACCCUGCACAAUAACCAAAUACAAUGGCAAGGGGCUCGCGGCCAGGUGUGCGCGUGGCGUAGAGGGUAAGGGUGAACGACUCGUUCCAACGUACCUCGGGCGAUGUCGGCCCCUUGGUGAACGGAACUAUAACAUUUCGCCUCGUUGCCAACAAUCUUCAAAGGGGACGCCAUGGGGAGUUAGCCGGUGUCAGAACAGGAACCAAACAUGAACAACCAAGAUGAGUCUGAUGAGAAAGCGACCCUUGGCAGUGAAAAUGCAACGGGCUUUCCCCGGCUCUCUAUAUACCCCCCUCUUGCCUAGGUCCCGGGCUCUCUCGACCUACCCUCCAAAGAGGGGGAUGGGGGGGGGGGGUAUCCCCCCUCUUUUAGGGCUUUGUUAGAGGGAGGUCCCAAUCGGUGAGACCCCUCCUCACACACCAUAAAAAGGCCUCUUUCCUCCAGUCGACUCAAAAGCAUCUUCAUGUGUUCUUUCUUGGUAUGGUGUGGCCUCUUCGUUUUGAUUGGUGCCUUCUGUGUGCGAGGGAACUGGUCCGAGCCGUCAUCCGUACCCCCUGUUGCCGCGUGCUGGUCCAUAAAGCCUGUUUGUACCCGGCCUUGGCCAUCAGUCCGUCCCGUCCGACCCCCACGUGCCCUCACUGUCAACAAGAGUUGGGUCUGGCCCGUUUUCGACGCUUGUGUUGGCGUUUGUCGGGUAAGUGGAGUCCAUGGUUUGAAUGUCCCCUCGCCCCUGUGUCCCCCUCACGCUCAUUCUUACCAUGGGGUUUACUUACAGAGCAUGGAUCCACCGCCGCCGCCACCACCGUCUUCCGCUGGUCCUCCCGACGACCACGACGAUCGGGUAAGUGGAACCCAUCGGUUGAAUUCUCCCGCGCCCCUGCCACCCACCUCCCGCGUCCCUAGCACCCCUGGCCUAUUCUUCCUUUGUUCGUUCCACUUAGGUGCUACCACGACCACGACCACGACCACCACCACCAUCGUCACCACGCCGCGACGCCAGGCCACCGCAGGUAAAUGUUUCAUUUUUUCACCCACGGGAACCGACUGGGCCGUGAUGUGAAGCUGAGCCCACCCGGUUUGGUCGAAGACAAACCGGGACAAGUCAGUCCCUCUCCGUUCUUUCUCGACUCAACGGGAUGUCUUGCGUGAUGGAGACCUUGUGCUCCAAAGGAUCCGACACCUCGUUUCUCUCCGUCUCGCUUUGCUGAAUUUGGUUCGUCUUCCAGUGGACUGUGAUACCUGGCUGCAAGGUGGAGUCCACGUUGCCCCCUCCCCUUUUCCCUUACGGGUAGGUUUUCUGGUUGGCACCUGUUUUAGAAGCUGUCUCUGUUUUUUUGGUAUUUUUUUAUUCUGGCCGGUUUUUUCUCAUAGGAGGAGCAGGUUUUCGCUGUUGGACUUUCUUGGCUGUCCUCAUCCACUGCGUUUUUUCUUCGUGCUGGCCAAUAACUCUCUCCCUUCCGUUUUGCGCCACUUGGCUCUCCUUUCUUGAUCGUCUCCUAGCUUGGUGAUCUGGAGGUUUUCCCUUGGACGAUUCUCCUCUGGAUUGGUCGCUUGCCUUUGUCUUUGCUUUUUUUAGCCCCCGCCGCUGUAGCCUGGAACUCUGGACGUGGCCGUCUGUGAAAAUGAAGCUCCAACAGCUUCCCUCUCGGACUCUGACCUUAUCGAGGUAAGUAGGGUGCAUUCCUUGCCCAAUCCAGUGACAGCAAGACCACCGGGAUGACCUGCUUGGCUGGCCUUUGAAAGGACGCCGCCUGUGGGUUCACGUAUCCCUUGGUUGCCGAGGGAUGCAUUUCCUGAGGCCGGGGAAGAACGAACCGACCUACCUGAGCAAGCAGUGCUGAUGCUGGGAAAGAACAGAGCCACCUGACAAGCAUGGUUACUCCAGACAUCCACUGGUGUGUCCGCUUGGAUCUGGUAACAGGGCCACCUGAAAAAGUAGACGACGAUGAAAUCCAAUCCCUUGGGAAGAUGCUGUUGGAUAGAGUCGACGGUGAACUACCAUCCCUUGGGAUCAUUUUGAGAUGCUGUUGGAGAUGCGAUUGGAGCGUUCAAAAUCCUUGCAGUUCUCCCUGUUCGGCCACACCCUUGCUGCCCUUCUGGUAAGCAGUUAUUCGCCGAGCAGAAGUCGUCAAGCUGCGAGGACGUGAAGGGCUAAAGUUGGCUUCCUUUCCAUCGCUGUACCCAUGAGCCUAGAGAAGUGGUUUCGUCUGACAGACCUCGGGGUGGAUCACCACCACAGAGGAUACCCUCAGUCGUCGGCGAUGACAAUCCAGGGACGCGUGUGUGAAACAGGUGGGCGUGGUAUUGCAAAACAGUGACAGGUUCCCAACUUGCUUUACCUCGUAGCCUGGCCAAGUGAACUGGACAUUGACACCCUGCCUCAGUGAGUUGCCGGAUGCCCCAUCUACCUUGGACCCGUGAUGCUGAUGCCUGACUGUGUGGGUUCGUCGGUGCUUUCCUCACCGGGACACAUCCUGUUGAUUGGCUUCUUUGGUGACUUUUUUUUGGGAGACACCCAGUUCUCAAGGUCGUCUGUCACCUGGCCCGUCUGUAUUUAUCCCCCUGAUGAGUCCUCGAGCACGUGACGAACGUUGCGCGAAACAUCGGCUUGUGGAGUACUUCUUGGAUGGUUGCCUGAGCAGUCGUCUGUUUGUGCGCUCUCGCAGACGGUGUUUUCCAUGGCUUGUCCUUGGUGUUCCCUGGGGAAGAAAUGGAAGUGGUUGGGUCACACCCAAACAGAGACAACCUGACGAGUCGAACGCGUUGUGUUUGGGGGAACACUGUGGUCCCUGAACACCCCCUCCACGACAUCGAGCAAGACCUUUCCAUAGCCAUGUCGUGCAGAACAAGCAAGUCCAUUCCACCUUUCGAGGAGCGUCAUCCGUUCCAUCACCUUGUUUUUUGGGUGGGACAUCUGUUCCAGCCUUUCUUCAUCAUCGUUUGGUGUGUUGACUGCUUGUUCUGCCGAAUCCCUGGUCCAAGCCAGUCUUCCGUCACUGGCACAGGGACAUCCUGAAUCGUUUCACUGCCACAGGGUUCCUGAUGCAUUCCAGCUGCCCUUAUGUUGGAUUCGUGGAAGUUCGUCCUCGAGAACCAUUGGACUUGGUCAGAGCUCCAUUGGUAUUUGUUCGAUAUCGGGCGUGUUUUCUGAGAGGAUAGGUAUGGGGAGAUUUUCCUGGGCUUUGCAAGAUCCUGCACGAAACCACCCCCCUUGGGUCGUAUGGAACCACAUGGGAUUCCCGUUGUGCAUACCUGUCUUUUGUAGGGUCAGGUUUGUGUUGGCUGUACUUCAUGUGGAUGAUGGAAGCUAUUGGUCGACGAUGGUCUCUGAUGGGUUGGAUCUGAUUCUUCAAUGUUGGUCUGCCGGGACCAACUGCGCCCGAGUUUCAGGCCGUGGGUUACUGCGACAGGAAAGAGCCCCUCUGAGAUGGACGAUCUCCAUUUUAUCAUCAGCAGCAUUUUUGGCUUGGAGUUCACGGACAAGUUGGAGUGCAUGGGACGUUGAGUGGUUUGGACUUCCCCGUUCGAGGCAUCUCUCUGAGACGCUCUGUUCAUGACGCUGGUUUCGUCUGUGUGCUUUAAACCGAUCGAUGGGGAACCCUCUGCUUCUUUGGCAUUGUAUGUGGACACUUUUUCUGUUGGGCGUGGCUGCCUGUCUCGGUCCACUCUUUGGCGGUGAUAUCAGGUUAGGUUCACUGGGACUUGGUAAGGGUCCCGAGUCAACUUGAGAGGCUGGAGUCAGUUGACUCGGGUCAGCUUGCCGAAGGUUUUAUCCAGCGCCUCGGCGGACACUCGUGUUCAAGGUGGGUUUCUCCUAACCGACUUUCAAGGUAGGUUUCUCCUAACUGACUUUUAUCCCUGGGAAUUGGACUGGCAUGAGCGUAGGUGUGUAGGCUGCUGCUAGUCUAGGCAUGGACGAAGUGGGUGUGUAUUGUAGCUGGGAAAUGCCUGGUCCUGGCUGGUCGACCCUCCACCGUCACCUGCACUACGUUCCUGGGGAAAGGUCCUUCUCUGUCACAAGGGUCUUGGUGGUGUGUUCUGCGUGUCAGGUCCUCGUGUUUGUCAACCGAAGGCUCUCGGCCGGUCUACCAGCUGGAGAAUCUUUGGGUGCAAUUGGCCUCUCAGUCAUUCCUGGUUGGACCCCCAGUUGUACUGUUAGUCACUCUUCAGUCCCUCCUUGGUAUUUUCUUUCCCCUCUUGUCCACGAGUUGAUCCAUCGUCUGCGUCCUGUUUCCCCACCCCAUUCACCUUCCUCCAUCUUGCUCCCCUCUCUCCCCUUUCGUUUUUUUUUUUUGUCCCUCACACCAGCUACUGUCCCUUCACUCUUGUUUUGUCCCUUCACUCCUUUUAGGCUUUCCUCUUAGGGUUACUUCCCACUUUUUCCUCUGUCGUUCCAUCCACUGAUGCAUUGUCUUUUUCUCAGGAGACUAACUUGUCUCGGUUUGUUUUUUCUCAAACCUUCAGGGCACCUCCAGCGAGUCGACCCCGGACAGAGACGAAUGGAACAGUCGACGCCAGUUGCAAUGCGACGAACGCCUGCCGACCACCAGCAACAGCAGCGACGACGAAGCGUGUCUGCAAGCGCUGCAAGCCGCCGAAGGACAAUCCGGUGGCGGGCUCCGGUUCCAGCUCACCCCCUACACCGUCCGUCACCGCCCCUCGUUCGGCGUCACCUGGCAAACGUUCCGGGGACGCCUGCAAGGCCAACCCAGCUCGGGCGACGCCUCGGAGGAAGUGAUUCGCGCCCUGGGCCAAGCCAGCCGAGAGCAAUCGCGUCCGUGGCACGACGACGAUUAUUUGCAGAUCUACCUGGGAUCCAACCGCUUGGCCAAUAAUUUUACCAGUGCCCGCGUACGGGUGAGAGAUUGGCGCCACACGGAAGGGCCCGCGCGGCAUCUGCUCGAACAGAUGACGGCCCUCUUGAACUCCAACGAGGACUUUGCCGUGGACGAUACCUUCGUGGUGGACUUGACGUACGUGCGGCCACCGCGCGGCACGGGCCGUCGUAAACUCGGGUCCGACGCCUUUGUCAAUAUGGUCAAGAGCAAACACAGUUGUAUCAAGAUCACCAACAAGGACGAUCUCUGCUGCGCACGGGCCCUGGUGACGGCGCGAGCCUACCGACACAAAGAUGAAAGUAGUCUUCACAUGAGCGAAUACAAUAUCAUCCGGCAAGGGCGCGAUGUCCAAAAGGCCAAAGCCCGCGAAUUGCAUCGAUUGGCCAAAGUGCCCGAAGGGCCUUGCGGGUUGCCCGAAAUACGCGACUUCGAAAAGGUGCUGCUCGACUACCAAGUCAUCGUGGUCUCGGCCGAUCACGGGAAUGCCAUCGUGCAUUGCGGCCCGACCGCCCUGCACCAAUUGAUUCUCUUAGCCCACCAGGGACAUUACGACGUCAUCACCAAAUUGAACGCGUAUUUUGGCGUGAACUACUUUUGCUUGCGGUGCCGCAAAGGGUUCAAGACCAAGGACUUUAGUCAUCAUCGGUGUCCCGGUUUCAAGUGUUACUGUUGCCAACAAACGGACUGCUCGGACUUUGCCACCCACCCUGCCCGAGACGCCGCCACCGAACUGUGCCCCCAUUGCCAUCGCCGUUUCUUUGGCCCUCGGUGCCUCGAACUGCACACCAUCCGUUCUCCCAGCGGCGCGAGGGUUCACCCGCUGACCUUCGACAACGUGUGUGCCCAACUACGGUGUUGCGGGCACUGCGGACGCACCUUCAAGAGCUACCAGGCCUUUCUCAGCCACCUGUGCGGCUAUCAACCGUGCUACAAUUGCGGGCUCACGGUGGACGUGUGGGACCACAAAUGUUUCAUCCAGGCCAUCCCCUUACGUCGAGGGCCCAAACGCAAACACCCCACCACCAGUACCGGCCAGCCGGGACCCGUGCCCGAGGAACAGGCCGUCGUCAAAAUCUUUUUUGAUUGCGAGUGCAUGCAGGAAGGCGGGGAGGCGCAUCGCGUGAACCUGGUGUGCGCCGAGACCAGUGUGGACGAUCAACGCUACCAGUUUCCGUCCAUGCAAGACUUCAUGGCCUGGGUGUGGCACCUGAGAGUGACGGUCCCCGGACGCCUCCCGUUCGUGUUGAUCGCGCAUAAUUUCCAGGGGUACGACGGGUACCUACUGCUCGAGGAACUGUACAAGCAAGCGGUGAUGCCUUCGCAGAUCGUCAACGGGGCCAAACUCCUGAGCGUCGCCAUUCCCGGGGCAAUCAAAUUCAUCGACAGUUUGAACUUUUUUCCCAUGGCCCUGGCCUCGUUUCCCCAGACCUUCGGCUUGCGGGAAGAAGCCAAGGGGUUCUUUCCCCACUUCUUUAACGUACCCACCUUGCAGCAGUACGUGGGGGCCAUGCCGGCCCGACAGUAUUACGAUCCCGACGGCAUGAAACCGGCCCGUCGCGCCGAUUUCGAACUAUGGUACGCGGAACAAGUGGCGUCCAAUCGCGUGUUCAACCUGCAAGCCGAACUGUUGAAAUACUGCCAGUCCGACGUCAGGAUCCUGAAACAGGCGUGUACCCUCUUCGAGCGCGAAUUCAGGGGCAUUUGCGGGUUCGACCCCUUCGAACAAUGCAUCACCAUCGCCUCGGCGUGCAACGUGGCCUACCGUCAGCAUUGGAUGCGGCCCCGAACCCUGGCCGUCGAACCCCUGCACGGCUCGCAUCCGCAGAUCCGCCAAUCGAGAGCCGCCUUGGAGUGGUUGUACCACCUGGAACGCAUCCUGCCCCCACCCACGGACGGGGAACCGCGCCUACGCCACAGUCGGAACGGAGGCGAAGUGCUGUUCCGGAUCGGCGAGCAUCGCUACCACGGGGACGGCUAUGAUCCGCGCACCGGGUUCGUGUACGAAUUCUACGGCUGUUUCUACCACGGGUGCCCCGAAUGUUUUCCCCAGCGACACCAGCGGCACGCCAAACUCGACGGGGCCACGCCCCACGAACUGUACACGCGCACGGUCCAACGGGCCGAACGCAUUCGUCAAGGCGGUCACGUGAUGGUCGAAAAGUGGGAGUGCGAGUGGGACGCCCAAAAGAGGGAGGAUCCCGAGUUGCGCCUGUGGGCCGAGACCCUGGAUCUGGUGUCGCCCCUGGAUCCCCGCGAGGCCUUCUUCGGCGGACGGACCGAAGCCGUGCGAGCCCACUGUCAGGCCCAGCCGGACCAACACAUCUUCUACAACGAUUUCACGUCCCUGUACCCGUGGGUCAAUAAGAAUUGCAAGUACCCCGUGGGUCAUCCCGUCAUUCACACGCAGUUCACCUGCCAAACCCCCGAAGACUGGGACCGACUGGUGCGCCAUCAAUCGUACGGGUUGGUCCAAUGCCGCAUCCUGCCGCCUCACUACCUGUUUCAUCCCGUGCUGCCCGUCCGCGUGGCCGGCAAGUUGUUGUUUCCCCUGUGCGUCCAAUGCGCCCGACAGCAACUGCCCCUACCCUGGACGGAACGCACCCACAUCUGCGACCACACCCCUCGCGAACGAGCCUUCGUGGGGACUUGGUGCACGCCCGAAUUGGUGCAGGCCCUGGACCAAGGGUACGUGAUCCUGCACAUCUACGAACUGUGGAACUUUCGUACGACCUCCACCACCCUGUUCAGGGAUUACAUCAACACCUGGAUCAAGGUGAAACAGGAAGCCGACGGCUGGCCCUCGCCCGAGGUGGAAAAAGAUCCCGGCUUGCAAAUCGAGUACCUGGAAGAGUUUCGGCGCGUGGAAGGGGUGAUCCUCGACCCGGCCAAGAUCGAACGCAACGAGGGUCGACGCACGUUGAGCAAAUUGAUGGCCAACAGUUUCUGGGGCAAAUUCGGUCAACGCACCAACAAGACCCAGGUGACCACCUGCAAGGACCUCGAGAACUUCUUCGACAUCUUUCUGGACGGCGAACGCGACAUCCAUCGCAUCCUGCCGGCCGGCGAACAGAUGAUCGACGUGUACCACUCGUUCAAGGAAGACGUGGGCGAACUGGGCACCAACACCAACAUCUUCGUGGCCGCCUUCACCACGGCUCACGCGCGCGUCAAAUUGUAUCACGACGGGCUGCUCCCCCUGCACACCCGCGUGCUGUACAUGGACACGGAUUCCGUGGUGUACCUGGCCACCCAAGGCGAGACCCACCUGCCGCGAGGACGUUUCCUGGGCCAAUUCAAGGACGAACUGAAAGGCGACGUCAUCGACGAAUUCGUGGCCGGCGACCCAAAAAUUACGCCUACCGCACCCGUUCGGGACAAGAAUGUUGCAAGGUGCGCGGCUUCACCGUGGACGCCCGGGGACAAGCCGUCCUGAACUUCGAGAGCGUCCGAAACCUGGUGCAGAAAGACAUCGACGAGCCUCUCGAUCGUCCCAGAACGCUGUCCGUCGACAACCCCCAUCACAUCGUACGGAACGUCACCGACAAGACGCUCCAUUGCGUGCCGCAACGCAAGACCUACUGCAUAGUCCAAGACAAACGGGUGCUGGAUGCCGAUACCGGCAUGACGUACCCCUUACGGUUAUCGACCCAGUCAGGACAUCGUGGACGACAUGGUGUUGUCGGUCCUGUUCUCGGACAUAGACUCUCCCUUAGAAGACUAUGAGGAGGACUUGCCUUUCAUUCCAGAACCGUGCCAAUGUUGAAAACAAAUGGAAGGGACGCCCCACACCACUAAGGUCGGGCACACGUUCCCGCUUGUAAAACGUUAGGGUUCAAGUGUAAUAAACCUGAGUUUGAACACUGUGCCAAAAAAAUGUGUUUAUUUUUUUUCCUUUUUUUGAAUUCCCUAGGGAAUACCCACGUGACCACCGGGGAGAGACUGUCCGGGGGGGACCUCGACCCAGCCCCAACCUAGGGUUAGGGUCAGGACCCAGGAAAACACCGUUGACCCCCAAAAACCCAAGUUUAUGGUGUGGGCAUGCGCCCUCGCGAAUUCUCUCUUAGGGUUCCCACAUGGACGAGACUUCAAGUUCGUCUACCAAUAUAAGAGCCCUUAGGGUUAGAGUUACGGUAACAGGGCUCUAGGGUUAGGGUAACAGGGCCACACCCCAACGUGACACGAGGUCACUUUUACAACACGUCAUCACCCCUAUGACGUCACUCAUGAAUGAUUGACAGCUCAUUAGAUGCACUCAUUAACUAAUGAAUGAUUGAGAGCUCAUUAGCGUCAUGAAAUUGACAAUUAAAUCACUAAUGAUGAUUGACAGGUCACAUGACCUUCUGCUGCACGCUGAUUGGUCCACGUGUACCACGUGACCUAAAUCCGGCUCUCUGAUUGGUCUGUACCGUAGUGACCCCUCUUACUACUCAUAGCAUUGAAUAAUACAUACAUCUAAGCUUAUCGCCGUGGACUGAUCUCAUAGAAUCACAUUUUUUAUUUUCUAAAUGGCUUUAUUGCUCCAACUGCUUAUUUUUGAAAGGAGUAUUUAUUUAUCUCCAUCCAAUCCCUCCUUCAGUUAACAGUGAUCUCAUUUGUCUAACUAGAUUCCUGAGGUCUGUGGCCUAUGGCCAAUUUACAAGACUGCUGUGGAGUAAUAUUGGUAGUUCCAGGCGAUACCCCUUGCCCUGUUGUGCCUACAGUAAAAUCAGGAAACAAUUUCCGAGUCAAAAUGGCCAUUAUCGUGGAUUCGAAGAUGAAGAAAAUGAAUAA